This is a messenger RNA of Tigriopus californicus, 2543 nucleotides long. RefSeq names its product fibroblast growth factor receptor-like 1. The record is from RefSeq and is a predicted model, not a curated record. Bases 688 to 2364 code for a protein of 558 amino acids. NCBI's taxonomy places the organism in Eukaryota, Metazoa, Arthropoda, Copepoda, Harpacticoida, Harpacticidae. The transcript is spliced from 4 exons.
GUAAUUAAUAUCGCUAAUCCAAAUUUGACCUCCAAGGGAGUUGAAAUCGGUUGAAUCAUGAACCAAAUACUCGCAUUUUGCAGACUUUAUCAGCCUAAGUCUUAGGAGCAGGCUUAAGAAAGCCAAUUCUUGAAAGGCUAGUCUCGAGCUCAAAUAUGGCCUCCAACGCUACUGACGAGCUGAUGGCAACCCUUCUGCACACUAGUCCCAGAUCUCAAAAGUGAUGGGGAAACGCGCCUGAGAUUCGAUUCUAUAGCAGCUCAGCCGUGAUACUCUCUUUUUUUCCUGUCUAAUGCUCUUCCUUAAGUACUGGUAGACGAGCGCUGAACGCCCGAAUCAAAACUUGACGACUCCACGGCAAACGAGCUCGACCCGAAAUCAACCGGCGAACCCUGGGUAACGCCGACCCUCGCAUCGAUCGCCAAAUUGUCCGUGAUCUGACUCGGGGAUCCAUAGUUCUCCGAGAUACAAUCCUCUGAGGUACACUCCUAGUUAGGACGAUUACAGCGAUACGGCACAAUUCUCUCCGCUGGAUUGAACUCAGUUGUUAUCUGAAUGUCAAGACGGUCUGGUGUCAGUCGUAUUUCGGAAGUUGACAUUCAAAGAGAGACAUUUGGUUAGCCUUGUGCUCGCUCUGUUCCUCCUCAUGAUUAUCUCCUGAACGAACCGAGAACACACUCGAUCAAUAUGCCUGGAAAGUGCCAAAUGGUGAUGAUUAGUGUUUUGUUGUGGUGCUCUUGCUCGAAUGUCCGAGCCUCGACCCCCUUAAAAGGUCCCCCGACUGCCGAUCAAACCAAGAGUCAGACCAUCGCCACCAUUGGGAGCACAGUUCGACUUAACUGUCCAGUAUUUGGUGUGCCUGCUCCCAUGAUCCAGUGGUCCAAGAAUGGCGAACAAAUCGACUUCCAUUGGGAACGUCACAAAUCGAAAAAGAACAUUCUCAAAAUCAAGCAUGUCACGGAAGAUGAUACCGGAAUUUUCAUGUGUAAAGCUAUCAACGGCUUUGGCUCCAUUCAAGUACGGGUGGAACUGAUCGUAAUAGAACCCUCUGGGAUUCCAAGCAGUCUGGAGAAUGCUGGUGUGGCCGCUCCGGUAUUCACUCAGGAGACCAAAAUGGCCAAACAACAUCAAGCCCUCUCUGUGGGAGAUUCCUUCAAAGUUGGUUGCGAGGCUCUGGGGAGUCCAGAGCCUAACAUAUUUUGGUUCAAAGAUGGUCAGCGCAUCACUGAGUCUGUGCAGUACCAUCAGGGGCGAUCAAUCUUAGAAUUUUCUAUCUUGGGGACUGCGGAUUCCGGAGUCUACACCUGCCAUGCGCAAAACGUGAUUGGUGAUCGGACCAAGAACUUUACCCUGGGAGUAAAACAAACUGUAGGAACCACUCAUGCCAUCGUCACUGAAGUGGGCCCAACCAACACGACGGUGAUAGCUGGUGGAUCAACCACCUUGCAAUGCAAAGUUAAAUCCUUGGACCGGCCUCACGUCAAGUGGUUAAAACGUUUGGAAUACCACGAACAGGAGGCUUCAAACACGCUGAAAGUUGGGAAUGAGCGAUAUCGAAUCUUGGACUCCACCGAAGAUAUUCUAACCGGCAAUGAUGAAUAUCUUAAUAACCUGAUCCUGCCCCAGUUGGAAGAAGACGACUCGGGAAUGUACAUUUGCUUCGUCACCAACAGUGGCUUUGGAAAUCUUACCUAUAAGUCCAUGAAUCUGAAAGUUCUUCCAAAGUCGUCUGUGACAACGCCACACGAACCCAAAGCGAGUUCCUCAGAUCCAAUUCUGGUUGUGGUGAUUUGUCUCUCGGCAGCCGUUCUCAGUCUCCUUGUCAUGAUCAUAGUUUGUGUAUUAAGAAAGCCCGUAAAUCGUCGAGGCAAUGGUGGGAAUGGUGUAGAUAAUGCCAGCUCCGAGUCUGGAGAGGUUCAAAAACCUUUCAUGAAGUCUUGUGUGAUUGCUCAUAAGCCCCUUCCCGUUCCGCCCACCCAAACUGGAAGUGGGAGUCGAUUUGGGCCCUGGUCUCGCACUAUUUAUCCGGAAUAUGAGCAAAAGCUCACGGGUAAAGAUUCGGGCUUCAAUACGUCCUUGUGCACUCCUUCGGAUCCAUCCCCUCGAGAUCUUGAAAGUCCAAACACUUACGAAGUGCCUUUCUCACAUCGAGUCAAUUCAAGACCAAGAUCUGAGAACCCAUACGUGUUUCAAAGUGGUCAAUACCUGAGGCCGCCUUCCUCCAGAUCCCAGCGAAGUGAUCCAAAUUGGCCGAUGAGAAACAAUUAUCCUUUUGGGAAUACCCUCGCGCCAUCUAACCUAAGAGGCUCACAGUUCUUCUACAAUGAUUUUGACGAUCACCACCGUUUUGUGCCUCAAAAUUGAAAGGAAUCUCAUGAUGAUUUACUAUGAAAGAGGGGACGUUGUUUGCGUGCAGUGAUCAUGGAUUCUGAGUAACUAUCGUAUCCAUCAACCCAUCCUCCGUUUCACUUGAAACCACCAAUCAUUUCUAGUCAGAUUAUCCAUAACUCUUCGAACAAAUAUAUGAAUGGAAAAAAUCAUGA